This is a messenger RNA of Mya arenaria, 1014 nucleotides long. RefSeq lists its product as uncharacterized. The transcript is spliced from 2 exons. The coding region runs from base 34 to 555 and encodes 173 amino acids. Lineage: Eukaryota; Metazoa; Mollusca; Bivalvia; Myida; Myidae. The record is from RefSeq and is a predicted model, not a curated record.
GUCAAAAAAGCAAAUGCCGUAAAGUAGUCAGAAAUGUCAAACGCAUACUUUCGUGCGUAUUUGCCCAUAUCAAGGCAAUAUCUUGCCAACAGAUAUGUUCUUAGGAAAUUAAGUGUUUCAGCAAGGUGCUGCAAAGAGAAAAGUGCUGCACCAACAUCUGUGGAUAAAAGGAAGGGAGACAGCAGCAUAGACAUUCUUAGGGAUAAACCAUUCGCCUUUAUGUCACAGAUGCAAAAUAACCCAGACAAAUUUUCCUAUGAAAAAACAUUUUUUAACCCUUAUUCUGACAGAUGGAAAUAUGAACCUUAUGUUGUUUCAGUGUGUGCCGUUACUUUUCUUGUAUACUUCAUGUUCUUGAGAAAGAGCAGCUAUCUUGAUGAAGAGUUACAGAAGCCUUUGUUUGAGACUUUCCCGUCCCUGGAAAAGGAAACUCUGAAAGCCCUUGUGCAACAAAAUCAGCGUUCUGGCGUUAGUACGAAGAAGUAUGAGGCAAAACUGGAAGUGGUGGAACAAAAACUGGAUACAUUAAAACAGAACAACACAGAAAAAAAAUAGUCUCAAUUGUAUGUGUGCAAAGAUAGGUCAUCAUCUCUUAUGAGAAAGAAGUCAAUACACAUAAGUGAAAUGACUUCCUCAAGAAUUAUUUAUUAAAUAUUGAUGCACUAAAUUGUCUGAUAUAUAAUGUGAUGUAAUUUGGAUAACUAAAACGUGAACUGUUACUUGGGCAGCUUGAUAAUUAAACCUUUUAAACUAAUUAAGCCCUGCAUGCGUAUCGAUCUGAAAAUUGUUUUUGAUCCUUGUUUAGAAAUUUAUACAUACAGUGAAAACAAUAUUAUAUUACAAAAUAAUGUAAACUGAUGUACUGUCAGAUUGAUUUUCUGAUUAUAUAUUACCAACAUACAUUUAGAUUAAGUCUCUGGUUGGUGUUUUUUUAAUGAAAGUGAAUCACUUUUUGUCACUACAAAUACUGUUUCGAUUAAUUAUAAAAAUAUAAAUCAUGUUUGUUACAAAGAU